Molecule: messenger RNA, 474 nt
Organism: Rhizophagus irregularis DAOM 181602=DAOM 197198
Lineage: Eukaryota; Fungi; Glomeromycota; Glomeromycetes; Glomerales; Glomeraceae
Source: RefSeq, a predicted model, not a curated record
AUGCCUUUUUCAUGUCCUGUUGCGAAUUCUAUAUCGGAAUUAUCUGAUAGUCAAAUUCAAACUAUUGUUGAUUAUUUCUCCAAGAAUCCAAACACUGAAUUACCAGAUGAUCGGGAUGGCACUAUUAUCGAUUUCGAAGAGGAUAUUUCGAAUGAUCAGGAUAAUGUAUUGGUUUCAGUAACGCGGGUGAGCUUGAAAAAAUUGGAUGCCAAGGUAAAGGUGGUGCCACCUAUUCCUCAACCCGAGACUCUAGUCCAUGACCGUUCCUAUUUUCGCAACAAGACAUUGGAUCAAUAUCCUAAUUUAUAUAGAGAAUUUAGUAGUGAAGAUUUUGAUUAUUAUGGAAUUAAUGAUGAGACAUUAUGCCCAUUAUGCAAGUUAGAUCAUGAUGAUGAGGAAGGUAUAGAUGGUAUGUAUAAAUCUGAAUCUUACUUUAUUAAAUGUGAACAGCGCGAAAUUGAGAUAACUGCAUAG